Molecule: messenger RNA, 1353 nt
Organism: Tinamus guttatus (white-throated tinamou)
Lineage: Eukaryota; Metazoa; Chordata; Aves; Tinamiformes; Tinamidae
Source: RefSeq, a predicted model, not a curated record
AUGUCGAGAACUGAGUGGCAACUGGAAAAAGAGGAAGGAUCUUAUUCUCCAGUAGCACAACUUUGUAUCUUUCUCUUUGGUGAUUAUAUUGAGCAAAUUGGCAUCCUGGUAACCUUUUCUGUGGCUUGCGUAGGUGUCUCACCACUUCUUGCAGCAUCACUGAUCCAUGCUGCAGUAGAUGAAGUUCUCCGGAUAGACUUCACUGAAUUUAAGAAGCCGAGUGCAGAAACGGAGGAGGAAGGCGAUGAGGAAAGGUUCACCUUGCUGGAUGGAGACUCUUUGCAGCGCUGCUUCUUUAACAAGCUUCGGGAUGUCUGCUUGCAAUGGCAGAAGCAGCUGCCACCACUGAAGCCACAGAAGCGUUUUCUGCUCGUGUCCAUCCACGCCAUCCGUAACACCCGUCGGAAGAUGGAGGAUCGCCACGUCUUGCUCCCCGAGUUCAAUCAGCUCUUUGGUUUAGCAGAUGACAUUGAUCGUGCUUACUUUGCCGUAUUUGAUGGCCAUGGUGGAGUGGAUGCUGCCAAUUAUUCAGCAACCCAUUUACAUGUAAAUGUUGGGCUACACGAAGAGAUUGUUAAGAAUCCAGCUGAGGCCUUGAAAUGCUCUUUUCAGAAGACAGAUGAAAUGUUUCUUUUCAAAGCCAAAAGAGAGAGGCUGCGGAGUGGUACCACAGGGGUAUCUGCCUUGAUUGUAGGCAACAAGUUGCAUAUAGCCUGGCUGGGGGACUCGCAGGUAAUGCUGGUGCGGCAGGGAAAAGCUGUGACCUUGAUGGAACCUCACAAACCAGAAAGAGAAGAUGAGAAAGCCCGUAUUGAGGCGCUGGGUGGCUGCGUAACCUACAUGGACUGCUGGAGGGUUAAUGGUACCUUGGCUGUUUCCAGAGCAAUUGGUGACCUGUAUCAGAAACCCUACGUCUCUGGCGAUGCUGAUGGAGAUUCCUUUGAGCUGAGUGGAUCUGAAGAUUACUUGCUCCUAGCCUGCGAUGGAUUCUUUGAUGCCAUCAAACCAUACGAGGUUGUAGACUUGGUCCUAGAUCAUUUAAUGCAAACCAACGGAGUGGGUGUCAAGGCAGCAGAAAGACUAGUGGCUGCUGCAAAGGAAAAUGGAUCCAGUGAUAACAUCACUGUCCUGGUGGUGUUCUUGAGGGAGCCUCAGCACAUCUUGGCAGACUGCUUCAGAGACCCUAAGAGCCUUGGGGCUGGUGAGGAUGCUCGAAGCUCAGCCUUUAACUUCCUCGGCUGUGAGGCAGCAGCUGCACACUGACAGAAUCUGCUUAAUGCACAACAUUGAAAUAGGUUAAGUUAAGGAAUUGCUUUCCACUGAAGAAGUCUAUAAUAGGCAAAACAAAAUGAC